GAGUUCGCUCUUGCCCCCUUGUUUGAAAUUUGGCUAGCCAACAUGGCGGACGAGCUGGAUGUCGUUGAUAUCGAAGGAGACGAAUAUGAUCCUGAUUUAGGGGACUUCGGUGACAGAGCAGCGCUACUCCAGAACCAGUACAUGCAGUCAGCAUGGAAGACCAAUACUGGCGCCCUACCGUGGGAACUGGACCGCUCCAUCAGUGCAGAGAACAGAGAAGUGAUCGAGAACAUGCUGAUGGAGGAACAGUAUUAUCUGACAGGUAAAGAGAUGCCUGAGAGUGUGUGGGCCAACGCUCCAACUAACCCUAAACCCAAAUUGAAGAGGUCUCCAGCCAAGUCCUCAGCUUCAGGCUCCUCGACAGCCACUCGCUGGUCUCAGCAGGAGAAGGUGCUGUUUGAGACAGGACUGGCUCAGUUUGGCCGUAGAUGGACUAAGAUCUCCAAGCUGGUAGGCAGCCGGACCGUUUUCCAGGUGAAGAGCUACGCCAGACAGUACUUCAAACACAAGACUAAAUCAGAGGGCAAUACUACUGCUGUGGCGCCCCCUACAGCCCCGGGGGUGUUAGGCCAUGUCCCAGAGACAGGCUCAGCAUUCUCCACCUCUGGCCUGUCUGUCCCCAGCCAUCUGUCAGCUCUGACCAACGUUGUCCGGAUAGAGAGACUGGGUGACGAAGAGGAGGAGGAGGUGGACAUCACUGAUGACCUCAGCGAUGAGGGAGGGAGUGGAGCAGGAGUUGGAGUGAUAAGAGCAGAAAAUGGACGAGAAAACAGAAGGAUUGAGGGGAAGGGAGAGGACCUUCAGGCAGGAGUUAAUACUGAGACAUGUGAGCCUGGAGCCCCAGAGGAGCUGGACAACCAGGGAGAGACCCACCAGGACCAAUCCAACAAGACACUCCCCAGGCUGGGAGAGACUGAUCAGGAGCAGCCUAACUGUAGCCCUCCAUCCUCUCUCACAGCCCCUUCCCCCUGCCUAGCAGAGCAGGCCCCCAGUGGACAGUGUGAGGGGGGCAUCGCUGAGCCCCAGAGGGACCCAGUAGAGUCUGGAGAGGAGACGGGGGGGCCUAGGUGGACAGAGGCAGGGGAGGGGGAUGAGUCUGAAGAGGAAGAGGAGGAGCUUAAAUACCCAGAGCAGGAAGUGGAGCUGGACCCGGCAACCAUCACAGAGGAGGAGAAACAAGCUAUCCCAGAAUUCUUUGAGGGACGACCAUCCAAAACCCCAGGGAGAUAUCUGAGGAUCAGGAACUACAUCCUGGACCAGUGGUUGAAGAGUAAGCCCAGGUACUUGAACAAGACGUCAGUGCGUCCUGGCCUGAAGAACUGUGGAGAUGUGAACUGUAUUGGCAGAAUACACACCUACCUGGAGUUGAUAGGAGCCAUCAACUUCAACUGUGACCAGGCGGUGUAUAACCGUCCCAGGAUGGUGGAUCGGUCCAAACCCAGAGACAGCAGAGACACUCUGGAAUACCAAUUGGCACAGAGACUACAGAGCAUGCGAACCAGGAAGCGUCGUGUGAGGGACGUGUGGGGGAACUGGCGUGACGCUAAAGACCUGGAGGGACAGACAUACGAGCAUCUGAGUGCAGAGGAGCUAGCCCUGAGGAGAGAGGAGAUGAGACGGCAAUCUAAACCCUGUAAGGUCUCCAGGCACAGAAGGUUGUUGGAUCCGUUCCAGUUGAUUCCGUGCCGUGUGUUUGGAGAGGACAGACCGGAGCCCUUCCAGGUGAUGGUGUGUGCUGAGGCUCUCCUCGUCAUGGACAUGCAUGCUCAUGUGUCAAUGGGAGAGGUUAUCGGCCUACUGGGAGGAGCUUACAGCGAGGAGGACAAAGUCCUGAAGAUCUUUGCAGCGGAGCCUUGUAACAGUGUGAGUACAGGUCUGCAGUGUGAGAUGGACCCGUUGUCUCAGACUCAGGCCUGUGAGAUGCUGUCUAGCCUGGGAUCGGCUGUAGUGGGAUGGUACCACUCUCACCCCACCUUCCACCCUAACCCCUCUCUACGGGAUAUACACACACAGGACCAGUUCCAGAGUUAUUUCUCUCGAGGCGGAGCCCCCUUUAUUGGGAUGAUUGUGAGUCCGUUUGACCCCGCUAACCCCUCCCCACAUUCCCAGACCACCUGCCUGAUGGUCAGAGACGACCAAGGACCUACAGGACCACAGAAGCUGCCCUACAGGUUUGACUACCAGUGUUCCCAGCAGCAGCCUGACUGGGGCCAGCUGAUGAGGAGAGCAGAGUGGAUCAUCUGCAAAUAUAAACAUGCCCACGGCAGCGUCCAGAUGGACAGGCUGUUCCGCAGGGACUCUCAUCUCACCUGUCUAGAGAAGAUGAUGGCAUCUUUAGGGAGAUAUCUGGAGCCCCUGCCAGAGGAGGGAGAUCCCUUCCUUUCCCAGAUCCAUGCUCUCUUCCAGUCUCACUUUAUUUCCGAGCAACCCAGAGACCAGGAUGAGGGCGGAACCUCUGGCUCCCCAGAGCCAGUCAACACCCAUGCCUUCCCCUUCGCUCAGCCAAUCAACGUCAACUUAACAGAAGACACAGGAACACAGGAAAACUGGGAGAAUGAAUCGGUCUCUCCAACUGAUCAUUUAGAAACGCCUAAUAUCAAAACUAUUAACUCACACACAGCCAAAGAAGAGAUCUUACAUCCAAUACAGUUUGGUUCUGUGUUGUUGACUGGUCAUGAUUAUCUAUUCUGAAUCUAAUAGGUUUCUUUAUGUAUCCAGUUCUUAGUUUUUUUGCUCGUUUUUUAGGUUCAUUAGUAGGCGUACUUGAUUUAGCUCGACUGCAGCUCUCGAGAACACAAGGGGGUUUACAUCAAGUCCCCAUCUUGGGUUCUCAGCAGAUGGUAUGGAGUACAGCUGGCUCCAUGUGAACUACAUUCCCAACUAUUUGUUUUAACAUUUAGAAACGUUAGUAAUCCUUGCGAUACGGUUUUGGAAACAUUUGGAACUCAACUUUCAGUAACAGCUAAAUAUAGGAUUACUGUACGCAGUUUAGCAAAGUUUCACCGACUGGAACACAGCCUCCAAAUUCUGUCUUGUUCAUAUGAAAGUUAAGUUCAAAAUAUUUGCAAAACAUUCCGUGCGAGGCGUAUUUGCGUUUAGGCAGCAUUUGGACAGCGUUGGGGAAUUUGCCUCACAAGGCUAAAGGGGAGAUCCAAUGGCUCAAAGUAAUUGAAUAAGGGUUAUCUCAACUGGUACACUAGGUGGAGUUUUUUUCCAAAAGGGAAAACUGUUCUUCCCUGUGGUUGCACCGGGCUAGCUAAAUCAAGUGUGCCUACUGUUUUAUAUGUCUGUAUUGAAUUAACAAAACCAACAAGUGAUGAAUCAAUAUCACAUUUUUAAAUGUUAUUCAUCGCAUAUGUAUUGUAGGUUAUACCAAUCCACCUUUCAAAUAAAAGGAUUGAAAGUCGGAACAUUUAAA
Messenger RNA from Salmo salar (Atlantic salmon), 3418 nucleotides. RefSeq names its product histone H2A deubiquitinase MYSM1. Gene Ontology annotation, molecular function: metallopeptidase activity; protein binding. The record is from RefSeq and is a predicted model, not a curated record. NCBI's taxonomy places the organism in Eukaryota, Metazoa, Chordata, Actinopteri, Salmoniformes, Salmonidae.